GCAGUACCGCCAUUAAAAUAUGAAAGCAAAUCAUCAAGAACCAUCUAUCAAUCUCGUUCAUCCGCUUAUACUCAUUUAGCCUCGGUAUAUAAGAUGACUGCGGACACGGGUAUUUCGUCAAAGGUCUCUUCAUCACUCUCUCCAGCAGCUUGUCUUGAUGCACAGCACUGCUCAUCAUUAAGCCUAGAAAAUAAUCAUUGUGAAAACAGGAAAUAAGUAAACGGCACAAUGGAGAAGGUCAGCAUCCAAGAUUUUUACGUCGGCCGGUCAAUUUUCAUUACCGGGGCAACUGGUUUUAUGGGGAAAGUUUUGGUUGAAAAACUCCUCAGGUCUUGUCCGGGGAUAGACCGUGUUUACUUAUUGAUUAGACCUAAAACUGACAAGGACGUCCGUUUUCGUCUUCAGGAAAUGAUCAAAUGCAAGUUGUUUGAAUGGCAAAGACAAAAUCAACCCGACGCCCUUAAAAAAUUAGUUCCCAUAAGCGGCGAUGUUAGUUUGCCAGAUCUUGGCAUUUCAUUUUCCGACAUGCAAGAACUUGUCGCGAAUGUCUCGGUCGUUUUUCACUCGGCAGCUCGCGUUAAAUUUGAUGACGAUCUGAGAAGCGCCAUCAACUCUAACGUCAAAGGACCGAAAAGAGUGGCCACCUUCUGUCGGCAAUUAAAGGACCUUAAGGCAUUGGUUCAUGUCUCCACCACUUACAACAACUUGGAAAAAGAAGAUAUAGACGAGGAGAUCUACCCCACAUCACUUGAUCCUCAAAAGCUGCUGGAUUUAGUCGACUGCAUGGAUGACAAGCUCUUAGCCAGCAUCACCAAACAGGAUACUUCUGGCAGAUUGGUCGGAACAAGCCCGAAUGUUUACGCUUACACGAAAGCUCUGGGGGAACACCUUCUGCAAGAUUUGACGUUUGAAAGCGGUAAACAACGACUUCCUCUAGCGAUUGUUCGGCCUUCCAUGGUCACUGCUGCUGUACAGGAGCCCUUGCCUGGCUGGAUCGAUAAUUUCAAUGGACCUAGCGGCACUUUGGCUGGAACAAGCAAAGGACUUAUUCAAAUUGUACGAGUCGAUCCUGAACUUAUUGCCGAUAUUAUUCCUGUUGACUUUCCAAUCAAUUUGAUGAUAGCGGCAGCAUGGGAUGAAGCAACUUGCUGUGCAAAUAAAUCGUCCGAUCAGAUUCGAGUGUACAACUGCUCAUCUGGCUCUUUAAACCCCAUCAUUUGGCGGGAUUUCAGAAACUGGGGUUUGGGUGGUGUUCAUGAAUUUCCGUGUAAAGAAAUCAUGAGAUAUCCCAACAUUAAACUCCAAACAAAUCGGCUCCUUUUCAACAUUGAAAUUGUCCUAUAUCACCAUGUGCCGGCUCUCUUUUUCGACACAAUCGCUCUGUUGUGUGGGAGAAAGCCUUUCGUGGCUCGGCUAUUCAAGAGAGCCCACAAGAUGAUGUCUUGUCUAGAAUUUUAUACGAUGCGUGAGUGGAAUUUCCCCAGCCAAAAUCCUGUCCUGUUAAUGGACAAGAUGUCAGUUCAAGAAAAAAAUACUUUCAAUUUUGACGUACGAAAAAUCGACUGGGAGACAUACAUGACUACUUUCGCGGUUGGAGUUCGUGAAUAUCUUUUCAAAGACGACUUAAGUUCCAUACAUGCUGCCAGAAAGAAUUUGAACAGGAUGAAAUUAUUAAGAAUGGUGGUUCGUUGUGUCAUCUUGGGACUGAUGCUAUUAUUCUUCUACGUCCUCUGGACCAAAUUCACUACGGAGACUUCGUCGAUAGUUUCGUUUUUAUUCCAAAACAGAUAUAACUCGUCUACCGUUCAGGAUAUUUUCGAAAAUGAAACAUUUUGCGGAUUAAAAUCAACACAUAUUCUUCCUCUAAAAUCAGCUCUAGAAUUGUAAGUGGAACAGUGGUUAUUCCUAACAUACGGGCUAGCCGGCUAGCUUACACAGCAGCAUUUAAACGCAUAUAGCUUCAUUUUACUAAUUAUUUUAAGUCCUUGAACUAUGACUACUUAUCUUUGUCGUUAAAAAAAAUGAUUUAUCCAGUUGUACAAUAAUACACGUUGAAAUUUAAAAUA
Molecule: messenger RNA, 2066 nt
Organism: Daphnia pulicaria
Lineage: Eukaryota; Metazoa; Arthropoda; Branchiopoda; Diplostraca; Daphniidae
Product: putative fatty acyl-CoA reductase CG5065
Exons: 10
Coding region: 229-1887 (552 amino acids)
Biological process (GO): long-chain fatty-acyl-CoA metabolic process
Cellular component (GO): peroxisome
Molecular function (GO): alcohol-forming very long-chain fatty acyl-CoA reductase (NADP+) activity
Source: RefSeq, a predicted model, not a curated record